This is a messenger RNA of Zea mays, 1280 nucleotides long. RefSeq lists its product as uncharacterized. NCBI's taxonomy places the organism in Eukaryota, Viridiplantae, Streptophyta, Magnoliopsida, Poales, Poaceae. The record is from RefSeq and is a predicted model, not a curated record. The transcript has 10 exons. Bases 240 to 1115 code for a protein of 291 amino acids.
AGCAGUCGAUGGCCCAUCGAGUAUAGCAGACGAAGUUGUAGUUGCUCUCCUCCGAGAACCCUCGCCGCCGCCACCCACCGGAGCUCCGGUUUGCAGUUCUUCGCUGAAGGCCAUGGAUCACGACAGGCCCUUACAUGGUGAUUGGUGAUGGUGGUGAUUGAACCUUGUUACUUGUUAGCAACUGGCAAGAGUGAUUGCGAUUGAAUUUGCCGAGCACGUCGGCUAUUUCGCUGGAGGUGAUGGGCCACCAGCUACAUAUUUCACAGGAUCCAAACUCCAAGCACCAUGGGACCACGGUCUGGGAUGCAUCAAUGGUGUUUGUCAAGUUUUUGGAAAAGAAUAGCAGAAAAGGUCGCUUUUGUCCGUCCAAACUAAAAGGAAAGAGAGUGAUUGAAUUGGGAGCUGGCUGCGGUCUAGCUGGGUUCGGAAUGGCCUUGUUGGGUGGUGAUGUUACAACAACUGACCAAGCCGAGGUGCUCCCACUGCUUAUGAGAAAUGUUGAACGGAACAGAUCUUGGAUCUCACAAUCGAACCCCGACUCAGUUCUGACAGAUAUAUUGGCAAACACAAAAACAGAUUCCGUUGGCUCAAUUACAGUUGCAGAAUUGGACUGGGGGAACAAAGAACAUAUCAAGGCCGUUGAACCUCCAUUUGAUUACAUUGUAGGAACUGACGUUGUUUAUUCGGAGCAUCUGUUGCAACCUCUAAUGGAGACGAUUACUGCAUUAUCUGGUCCUAAAACAAAAAUAUUGCUAGGGUACGAGAUCCGUUCGACAACUGUCCAUGAGAAGAUGAUGGAAAUGUGGAAAAGCAAUUUCAUUGUGAAAACGGUCUCUAGAUCGAAGAUGGAUGUGAAAUAUCAGCAUCCUAGCAUACAUCUCUACAUGAUGGACCUGAAGGCACCAUUGAUCCCUGAGGUUGAGGCUGCCGACAAUGGGAACUACGAGGAAGAGGUUGAGGUUGCUGUGAAUCAAGAGGAAGACGAAGAUCCUGGAGUGAAGAGCGAAUCUUGUUCCGGCUCGUCACCAGAGGCUAAGAGCGGCAGUCUGGAUGAUUGGGAAAUCAGAAGGUGUGGGGCUAUGGCUGCAAGGCUUCUGAAGGAUGUGAAACUGUAAACAUGAAUCCUAGAGAUCGUUUUCCCCCCUUGUCAGAGAACUCUAGAGCUCCUUUAUGUUGUUGUCCUUGAUAGUUGUUGUACUGCCCAUGGCAGUCUAUGUUAUUGUAUCUUAUUGCAUCAGUGGAUAUUGAUACCAUUCCAAAAGAAAAAGGAAGUUUCUCUA